Messenger RNA from Dunckerocampus dactyliophorus (ringed pipefish), 2688 nucleotides. RefSeq lists its product as uncharacterized. The transcript has 18 exons. The record is from RefSeq and is a predicted model, not a curated record. The coding region runs from base 196 to 2580 and encodes 794 amino acids. NCBI's taxonomy places the organism in Eukaryota, Metazoa, Chordata, Actinopteri, Syngnathiformes, Syngnathidae.
GUAAGCCAAACUUUCUUUUAUAAUCAUUCUUUUUGUGCUUAUCCUCUUCAAGCGCAUGCCGAGCUGGAGUCCAUCACAGCUCCCUUUGGACUUGAUCAGCUGUCAAUUACAGGGCACAGGCAGAAGUACCUUGAACCUGUGGACAACAGCACACAAGCCACACUCAAAUCCACUGGAGCACAGUCACUGUGAGCCAUGAUAGAGCUUUUGAAAAUGCGGCCCCUGUGUGUUCUGCAGCUGUCAAUCAUGCUGCUCCGCCAUCUGCUCUACCUGCUGCCAGGUGAGGUCGCCGGUGACGAGGUCUUCAGUGGGCCGGCAGUGCUCAAUGUCAGCAGCUGUCCCGUCUCGUAUUAUGGAGGGACGUUUUCCCAAAUUUACGUGAACUACACGGGGGGCAUUGUGGUGCUUUGCUUUGAUGGUUACUACGAUCCAAGUAAGUCUGGCGACUGUGUUCUGGCGACCACGUAUGUCAAUGACGUCAUCAGGGUGCAGUCAGAUGCAGGAGGAAGUAGUGACAGUGACAUCCGCGCUAAUUUGCCCAUCAGCAACGCAGCCAAGUGUGUGGUCUUCCUCUUCGUGGACGAUUCGUUCACUUAUAGAUUCCACAACUAUGGGACACAGGGGGCCUUCUCCAUCUUUUCAUACACCAGAGAAUUCCCGGGGAAGCUCGACCUGCGCUUAUUGGCUCACGGAAGCACCCAGACAUCCGAAGAAAUCGCGUAUUCACUGCUGAGGACCACUCAUUAUUUUGACGUCAGUGGAUGCAGACAUGCAGGUGUGAUUUAUAAACCUGGAGCAUUGGCCAUCAAUUCUCUGAUGUGCUUCUACCUGAGCUGCAACGCCACCUCAGGCCUCACUGUGAAUGAGUGCAGCCCCUUGGAGAUCUGCCGAAAUCGAGAAUGCUUUCUGAGGUUGCAGUGCACUGUGGCCGGUCCUUCCAUCAUUGACUUUUAUGGCAAUGUCAACGCCAUCCCCGACCGCUGUGGGUACACGCUACUUAGUCUGGAUGCUACUCCGGGUGAGUCUCUCGUGGCGGAGUUCCGGGAGCACCGUCGGAAAGACGUCAGCAUGUUGGACAGCUUGUUGCUGAUCCAGCGGGAGGCAAACAACACCAUCAUCAUGGAGCAAGAUGGCAACAUUCAGGAUGACAACUCAACACUGACCGACAGCAUUCUCUUCAAAUCACUCAUAGGAAUCAUUGGCAACUUUUUCUGGUCCCACUAUGAGGUUUUUUUCUUAUUUGACGGACACCGCACACAGAUCUUCUUGGAAGGACCGCCCGGAGGUGUCCCGCCUCUGCAGGGUUUGUGCGGCAACAGCAGUGACUUUCAAGCUUCCAAGGUCAUUACUUCCAGUCCCAGCGGCUGUGAGAGCCUACACAGCGACACAGAAGACAGCACAAUCGACUGUAACGCUAUGACCAAGCGCUGUAAUCUCAUGAAGGAAGCGGCCUUCGAAUUCUGUCACAACCACAUAGAUCCUGAGCCGUACAUCCAGGCCUGUACUGACACUUUGUGCAGAUAUCCUGCAUUGGACGGCUUUGACUGUCAUUUCCUGGUUAGCUACGGCACAGCGUGCGAGUCACGUGUAUCUAGGCCUGACGACUGGCGGUCGGCAGUCAAUUGCUCUUUAUCAAACGCCUUCUGUCAGGACAGGGACUGUAAAGAUCACGAGUUCUGUGGGUUUGCAGUACAAGGACAGCCUGGCUGCUACUGUCGAGCUUUUUUCGCUGAGCCGUACAGGACGACGCAUACUUAUGGCCAGCUGGCGUGCAAUGACAACACUGCUUCACUCACUCUGGUCGGUUGUCUGCUGGAGGACAAUGGAAUCAACUACACCAACUUGCACCUCAAUGACGACACGUGCAGAGGUCAUCUGGACAACGACACCCACAUAGUGCACUUCCUCUUCAAUAGCAGCAACACUUGCGGCACCAACAUCACGACCGACUACAGCCAAGUCAUCUUCCAGAAUGCCGUCCAGCAGUCCAGCGCUUCAGAGACCGUCCACAUUGACUUCUCCUGCGUCUUCACACAGCCGGCUGAUCAACUGACCUUGUCUUUUGGAAUCCAAGACAAGUCUGUGGGCCAAACCAUCAAAUCGGGAAGUCUGGAGUACAACUUGACCAUGAGGGCCUAUGAGGAUGCUGACCACAGGAGACUUUUGGACUGGAACUCAGAAAUCCAGCUCAACCAGAAGGUUUGGAUGAAGCUGACAGCCGAGGUCCUGGAUGGGAAGUUACUUGCCAUAGUGAUUGACUCCUGCUGGGCCACCAAGGAAGCCACAGGCGAUGGGAGUCCGAGAUACAACCUUCUCAAGAGCGGAUGUGCGAUUCGGGAUGACUCAAAAGUGACGGUGACUGCCAAUGGAGUGGGAGGAUCUAGCCACUUCUCCUUCAACAUGUUUCGCUUUUCUCACAACGCCGGCCCCAUCUACCUGCACUGCAGAGUCGUGCUGUGUCCCAAAGAGACCCACCAAUGUGUCCCGAACUGUGAGAGAGGUUUUGGAAGACGCCGGCGUGCCAGGUCUAUGCAUGACGAUAGUGACACAACCCACAUCAGCAUGAUGUGGACCACCUAGGGAUGAUGUGUGCGGCCGCAUGGCGCAAUCUGGCGGCCUCAACAAGUUUCAAAAUGUCGCUUGUCUACUCCGGUCGUUUCCGUGGUGAUGUUGUGGGUUUUUUGUACU